This is a messenger RNA of Esox lucius (northern pike), 6780 nucleotides long. It is a transcript of the gene gatad2b, whose product is annotated as GATA zinc finger domain containing 2B. Gene Ontology annotation, biological process: negative regulation of transcription by RNA polymerase II. Gene Ontology annotation, cellular component: NuRD complex. The transcript is spliced from 11 exons. NCBI's taxonomy places the organism in Eukaryota, Metazoa, Chordata, Actinopteri, Esociformes, Esocidae. The record is from RefSeq and is a predicted model, not a curated record. Bases 253 to 2265 code for a protein of 670 amino acids. Gene Ontology annotation, molecular function: sequence-specific DNA binding.
UUGUCCCCUCCCCUCUAGACACAGACAACAACACACACCUUAAUAGGGGCGCGUCUCCGACACAGCCGCCGACCAAUAACCCUCCUGUCUGGGCUGAGACCAAGGGGACGAGCGCUAGUCGAGGCCCAAUCAGCGCUUUUGUGUUGCCUACCGGUGCCGGGGACUGGUCGUGAGGAGGUAGCCUACUGCAGCGCUUCAGGAUCCGAAAGAGAACCCAGAGCUUGUGGAACCUGAGGGUAAAGGCGAGUCAGGAUGGAGCGGAUGUCUGAGGAGGCGUUGCGGUUGAACCUGCUGAAGCGGGGCUUGGAAACGUCCGAGGAGCGAGAGGAGGCCCUGGCCAAGCGCCUCAAGAUGGAGGGCCACGAGGCCAUGGAGCGUCUCAAGAUGCUGGCCCUGCUUAAACGCAAGGACCUGGCCGCGCUGGAAGGGGCGGCGGCAGCCGCCGUCGUGGCUGCUGGGUCCCUGGAUGGCAGCAAAGGAGGGGCCCACCACCUCCAGGGCAUGCUGCCAAGUGCCGCGGGGGCCUACGAGGAGAAGAUGAACGGCAGCUUGGGGCGGCUCGGUGGCCACGGAGGCUCCAGUAAGAACGGCAAGGAGAACAUGGCGGAUGAGCCAGUCGAUUUCAGUGCCAGGAAAGGCGAUGUGGACUGUGAGCGACACACUCCAUCCCCGGACGUGAUCAUUUUGUCGGACAACGAAGCGUCCAGUCCCCGUGGGACUCCCCAGCCUGAGGAGAGACUGCAUCAGGCUAACCUGGAGCUGUUCAAGGGCAAGACUGGUGAGGAGCGGCAGCAGAUGAUCAAGGCUCUGAAGGAAGAGCUGCGUCUGGAGGAGGCCCGGCUGGUACUGCUCAAGAAGCUUCGGCAGAGCCAGAUCCAGAAGGAGAAUGUCGUGCAGAAGGUACCGGUUGUCCAGAAUACCCCAUCUUCGGUGCAGCAGUCCCCGAUUCACAGUUCACAAGGCAUGGGCAAGCUGCCGGUGCGCCCUGGCAUGCACACCCCGGAGCCCCAGAACCUCCGCACUGCACAGGGUCACACUGUCAUCAGAUCAGGGGCGAACGCAUCCCUUCCCCCGAUGAUGUUGUCUCAGAGGGUCAUUGCCCCCAACCCGUCCCAACUCCAGGGCCAGAGGAUGCCAUCAAAGCCUGGCAUUGGCCGCUCCAGCUCCGGCAGCAUGGGGAACAUCAGCUACCAGCAGGCUUCCAGCCAGCAGGUGGCAGCGUCUCAGCGCUCAGGGUCCUCUGCCAUUUACAUGAACUUGGCCCACAUGCAGGCGGCGGCGGCCGGCGGGGUGGCCGGCGUGGGAAUGGGCAGCAGCGGGAUGGGUGCCGUCAGCCCGUCCACCAUGCCCAGCAGCACGGGCGGCUCAGGGGUCAGCUCCCUGGCGGACCAGGCCAGUAGCCAGGCGGCAGCCAAGCUGGCCCUACGCAAACAGCUUGAGAAGACCCUGCUGGAGAUCCCGCCUCCCAAGCCGCCGGCGCCCCUCCUGCACUUCCUGCCGUCGGCGGCCAACAGCGAGUUCAUCUACAUGGUGGGCUUGGAGGAGGUGGUGCAGAGCGUCAUCGAUAGCCAGGGUAAGCUGCGGGGGUCACUGUCGCGCAUGGAGCCCUUCUUCUGCGCCCAAUGCAGGACCGACUUCACCCCACACUGGAAGCAGGAGAAAGGCGGGCGCAUCCUCUGCGAGCAGUGCAUGACGUCCAAUCAGAAGAAAGCCUUGAAGGCUGAGCACACCAAUAGGCUGAAGAAUGCGUUUGUCAAGGCCCUGCAACAGGAGCAGGAGAUUGAGCAGAGGCUCCAGCAGCAGGCUGCCCUCUCCCCCAGCACGGCCCAAACUGUUAACAAUGUCAGCAAGGCUGAGACCCUGAUCCGACAUCAUGCCCUGCGUCAGGCUCCCCAGCCUCAGGCUUCUAUGCAGCGGGGUCUCUCCAGCUCGGCGAGGGGCGUCCUCUCCAACUUCGCCCAGGCCUCGCAGCUCUCGGUGGCCAGCGGCCUGUUGGGGAUGAGCGGGAAGCAGCGCUGCGGAGGCGGGGGCGGCAGCGGCGGUGGCGGCGGAGGCAGCGGUCGGCUCCAGCACGACGGCCGACGCCAGAUCUACAACAUCCCCGGUGGGUUUUUAAGAACCCCCUACGGGUUGAACAUUGCCUACCUGAAUCCAGGAGGGGUCGGGGCCCACAAGAGCUCCAGCUUAGCAGACCGCCAGAGGGAGUACCUGUUGGACAUGAUCCCGCCACGCUCCAUAUCGCAGUCCAUCACCGGACAGAAAUGAACCCCCUUCCUCCAAUCCCCACCCCAAGGGCCAGCUUCUCCAUAUCCCUGCCAACCUUCCCUCACAAAAACCACCUGCCAAACCCUCGACCACCUCCCCAUCCAAUCGCAUGCAGUGCCUGUCCGUGUGCCUACCCAAACUAACCCACGAGAAAUGACACAAUCAGCCAGACAAGAGACAAGCAGACUGUCAGCGCAUCUUCUUGACGUUCCUACUAUAGCAAAAUUCUUUUGAACACUCAAUUUCUACUGCUAUUAUUGUUAUUAGUGCUUUUAUUAUUAUUAUUACUGUUACAGUUUCACUUAUUAUUACUCUUAUUACGCUUUUUUUAUUGUUAUGCCUCGUAGUGUGCCUCACUAUCAGGACAUACCCUUUAUUUGUUUUUUUGGAGGAAGGAUCGGGGUUUAUCUUUGAGCUAUGGUCCUUUGCUACACUCUGUUUGUACGGUUCUUUUGUAUGGUUCUCUUAUGGCUUGGUUUCUUGUGAAAUGUCAAUGCAGCAGAAGAGAUGGGCUAUUUUAGAGGGAGAUCCCGCAGAGGUGAUUUGGAAUGAACCAGGUCCAACUGGACACUGGUCCAAUAACUGACAAGCCUGCUUUGAGUGGACCAGCAAAGACGAAAGAUCAAUCAUAACCAGGAGGCACUAUUCAUAUUUGCAUUUGACACUGUGCUAAUGGCCGAGAACAAGGAGCCAAUGGAGAAAAACAAGUGUACAAACUAAGAAUGGGAAAGUUCACUAGUGCAGGCCAUAGGAUAAACCCUUGGAAAAGGAGUGCUGUGGCCAAUUUGGCGUACUGUCCCAUCUCGCUGCACGGCACUGAUAAAAAAUAAAAUAAUAAUGGGGUAAUGGAAGCUGCCCCCAGUAUCCCCCACUGCCUCUCAAUGCCUUCGCUUUCAGAGUAUGCAGAGACUUCAAACCUUUCUAAACUCAACUGUUCCUUGUGGCGUUGUGAGAGAAAUGGAAAGAGGACUUGAGCUGGAGGCGGCACGUGGCACGUUUUGCGUCACGCAAAAACCAUGGGACCGGGGACCCAUUUUUUGUUUGUUUUUUGUAGGGUUUCUGGAUUGUUGUUUAUUUUCCAUUUUUUUGCGGCGUCUCCUGUAGAAAAGGCUGUGUAUCUAAGAGGUACUUGCCCCAGGAGACGAUAAUAAAAGAAAAAAAAUAGCUAAGAGAUAUUGAGAUAUCUAUAUGGAUUAUGUGUGGAUGGCUAGCUUGAGAGAAAAGAAAUGGAUAUGGAUUUAUCUACAUGGAUCAAUCAUCGUGUUCAGGCAAUGCACACGAGAUGCCUCAUUCAAGGAGCACUUUUCUUACUAUGAAUUGGAGGGGGAAAAAACUGUUUAAAAGAGGAUAAGAAUGUUACAAUUCACAGGUCCCCCAAAGGUGCAGAUGUCAUCUGAUUGUCUGUGAGAGUCAGGAGAGAGACCACUGUUCAGACUGUGUUCACGUGGACUUCACCAAGCGACAUACCAUCGGUUAAACCUUUCACUGUUUCAGUAAUUUGACAGCUCUGCCGAAACUAGUAGUGACAUUAUUUUUGUACCACCCCCUCGCCAUUAACCUUCCAGGCAUCAGUCAAACGAGCACGGCCUCUCACGCCUGUCAACACUGUUACCACUGCAGCGCGCAGCAGCACUUUGUGCUCGUUUGAUUUUCUGUUUUAGUUUUUUCCGUGGUCGCCCAGACCCGCUGAGCCCAAGUCAUUACGGGUCAUAGGGUUUAAGCAGUGUUCACUCAACGUGCAGUAUUACUCAGAGGGGUUAGACCGCUGAAGCUUCAUAUUCACGUGCGCAUGCGCGUAGAAGCUACAUGUGGCAUGGUGGCUAGUGUUAGGAAGAUCAGACAGGAAUGCGCAAGGUUCAGCCCCACAUGUUUCAUUCUUUCAGGCUUCAAGAGGACUGUUGCAUUAUUUAUAUUGUGCUAUCAAUUGAUAUAACCCAGACUUUCCAUUUCACCUCUAACUGUAGCUGGAGUUUUGGUCAACCGUUGAAUGAUGUAAAGAAUUUGCUCCCGUUGGCCAUUGUCUCAACAGUGUUUUAUGUCCAUAUUUACUCAAACCGGUUGUGGAAUCAGGGGUUGUAAAAAGCACAUCACCAUCCAGAUGGUCGUAGAGACUGAAGUAAAACCAAAGGAGCAUGGAAUGGUCCAUGGCAACACUGCAAUAAUAUUGGCACUUAAAAAUGUAUCCCCUGUAAUGUUCACUGGCUUAAAGAAGGAGUUGUAGGAGUUCAGGGUAAGUCCCCUGCUUCCACACUGUCAACGUGUAAGGUUUGGUUGAUAGAUUAUGGCAUUAGAUACAUUGUUAUAGAGGAAACCAUCAGGAGCUUUCAGUUAUUGUUCUGAGACAUGAACCAAUCAAUGGGAAUUCUACUGAUUGGGAUUGUGAUGGUUAACACUCUGCUGUCGAUGGAGGCGUGUGGUUUAACAGGUCUAACGUGAGGCUUACAUUUAGUUCUAAGGAAGACUUGUGUUAAAUUGAUUGCACAGCAUGGCCCAUUUGAUAGACAGAUUUGAUUUGUGAUAAGUGCAUACAGUGGUCUAUGAAAUCUUAAGUCUCCUCGGUUAUUUAUAAUAAACACACCAAGUCAUUAUAAAACUACCUUGGGUUUGAUUGGCAGGUGCAAUAUGUAGAUGUGAAUGGAAGUUUACAUUCUGAAGAGAUUUCUUUUUUUUUUUUUUGCUUAUACAAUUGUCAAUCAAUCCCCAUUUUGUGGUUUGUUAGAGUAGGAUGUAAUUUUUUUGGAUUUAAAUUUUUUUUAAAUGUAUGGGUACAUUUUCUUUCCCGCCCUCUCAUAAGUUUGAUUUCGGCUGUCUAAUUUUUUUAAUGUCCUUUUGCUACAAAGCUGGACUUGUAUAUGGAGCUCCUUUCUCUCUCGUGCUCUCUUGCAGACUGUAAUAGAUGUAUCCACACAUCUUUGUAAUUUCAACCACACUUUUGUUUUUGAAAUGUAUUUUUUUUUAGGGUUUUCAAAUGUCAUUCUUCUAUUUCUGACUUUUCAAUGAACUUGACUGAGAUAAAAAUGACACAAUAUUUGGGAAGUCAGAAGUAAUGACUUGUACAUAAGCUUUUUUUCUCUCCCUUCAAUUAAAAAUAAAGACAUUAAAAUGGUUGUAUAUUGUGUAGAAAAGCAAACAAAAAGCCAUGAAUAUUGUGAAGCUUGUCAUUUCGUUUUGUGAUCACUGUGUAUUAUUGUGUAAACAAUGUGCAAAAUGUAUAGGAUUAUUAUUCUCUUCUUUAAGAAUUUUGUUUCUCUGGAUGUAUGGUUUUCUUUUUUGUAGUGAGUAGUGUUUGCCAGAAAAGUGAUCAUUUUCUGAUGGAGUUUGAUCCAUUCCAAUAGGUUUCAAGCAUCAAGAAUAAUAUAAAGUAUACAUUGUUUGUUGUAUGUUCUAUUAGAAACUAAAAAGCUGUUUGUUUUACUUUAGAUUAACCCAUGCAUACUUCAUUUGAAAAGACGUCCAUGAAUCAAACCAUUGACAGUAUUACACCGGGAGAGUAAACAAAUCCAUAGAUCUCACUCAGAAAUGUAGUGCUUUGUAUUUUUGUUCAAUACAUAUAUUGAAAUGAACUACAGGGCUGCCCAUGUCUGAAAUUAUGGCUAUAACAUUAUUUCCUAUUCUUUCUUCCAUAUUUCUAUGAAUAUGAAAAUGUCAUGUUGCAAUUUUCAUGUUUUCCCUUGGAAAAUAUAAAUUGUAUUAAAAAAAGUACAAUCUUUGAAAUUUGUUUACAUUUUUAAAUCUUUUGAGCUAAAACUCUGGGGAUGAGAGAAAUCUUGCCUUUGUUCUCUGAAACAUCUAGGAAAUGUUCAUGUUCAGUAGUCUGAAUUGACUGCCAUGUCAGUGAGCUCAAGAAUGUGGUUGUUUUAAUCAUAAACAGGCAGACCAAGCUACACAUCAGGGCAGUGUCGUAGUUAUGGGUUUUAUUAAUCGUAAUAUAAUUCGGAUUGGAAAACUGAUCACAUUUUCUGGCUGUACAAAUGUAUUAUGUUCUUUUACUGGUAUCAUUUAAUUUUCUCUUGGCAUAUACAAUAGUUAUUGUUGCAAAUACAGGGGACAUUUUGAAGGGGGGGAGGGGGUAUUCAUUGCAAAUCAUUUUCAAAAUUUGAAGUGAAUAUGCUGAAGCUUUUCUUUUUAUAUAUUUAAUUGACUGCAAUUCCUCAAUUUAAACAUUGCAUAAUGUUGAUAUUGUAAAUUGAAUUUGUGAGAAAAAAUUACGGAAUUAUUAUGAAUCUGUAUCAGUCGAUAAGUUGACAUCUGAGGAAACGGUGAAAAAAAAUAAUUUUAAUCCUAGAAAAGUCAUUUUUUUUUAUUUCAAACAUAAAUCUUGACCUUUUGCACAUACUUGAUAUUUAACUGUCUUUAAAAAAAAAAAAAGAAAAAGAAAAAAAUAUUAAUGCUGUUUGAAUACUGCCAGUUGAUUAAUAACGAUUAUGCAUUGACUGAAAAAAUAAGCUAAUUUUGGAGGAAAUAACUUUGUAAUAUUUAUCUUGCAAGCUAUGUUUAAUAAAGGAUGGAACGGUU